AUGGCCGCGUGGCCGGCUCUGCCGCCUCUCGGGCUGCAGGAACCUCGGAUCCUCGGACCGUCGGACCCCGAGAGCCGCCACCAGCGCCGCGCAGCAGGGGCGGGGGAGGGCCAGUGGAGAAGGGCAGAGCCCAUCACUGGCCAAGGGUGGGCAGGCCCCAGACAGGGGAAGGUCCUUGUGGGGCUGCUGGAGGCUUCAGAGGAUGGGUUGGUCUUCAGAGUGGGUACUGGCGCAGGCCCCCACCUGGGCUCGGGGUGUCCACUUCCCCAUCCCCAACCCCCCUGGAGCUGGUCCAGGCUGAGUGUGGAGUCGGUUCUAAUCCAGUUAGUUGCCUUGCAGAGUGGCGGGUACGAUCUCAACCUCUUCGCCAGCCCCCCUGACUACAACUUCCUGUGCUCCGUCUGCCAUGGGGUUCUCAAGAGGCCCGUGAGGCUGCCCUGCGGCCAUGUCUUCUGCAAGAAGUGCAUCGUCCGCUGGCUGGCCAGGCAGAAGACGUGUCCCUGCUGCAGGGAGGAGGUGAAGCAGAGAAAGAUGGUCCAUGUGCACAGACUCCGGAAGACCAUAGGCCGCCUGGAGGUCAAGUGCAGGAACGCUGAGGCCGGCUGCUUGGUCACCUGCCCUCUGGCCCACCGCCGGGGACACCAGGACUCAUGCCCUUUCGAGCUGAUGGCCUGCCCCAACGAGGGCUGCGCCGCACGGGUGCCACGCGGGGCCCUGGUGGAGCACAGGCAGAGCUGCCCGCUCACGGCCCAGCAGCGCUGCCCCCUGGGCUGCGGAGCCAUGCUGGGCCCAGCUGAGCGUGGGCGCCACAACUGCUACCGGGAUCUGCGUGAGGCGUGGAGCCGGAGCCAGGAGCGCAGCCGCAGACUGUUGCUCUACCUGGCACGCCACACGCGCAAGAUGCACCACGCCACCGGCCUCCUGCGGCGACAGCUGGCCCAGCUGGGGGAAUUCCUGGAGGAGGAUGCCCAGGUGGUGGGUGGGGAGGUCCCACCAGAGGCUGUGACCGCGGCUGAAGGCAGCCCCGAGGCUGAGGUGGGGACCCAGGGCUCAGGUUCCUUGCGCAUAGAGGGGUAA
Molecule: messenger RNA, 1077 nt
Organism: Sorex fumeus (smoky shrew)
Lineage: Eukaryota; Metazoa; Chordata; Mammalia; Eulipotyphla; Soricidae
Gene: RNF151
Product: ring finger protein 151
Exons: 5
Coding region: 1-1077 (358 amino acids)
Biological process (GO): tumor necrosis factor-mediated signaling pathway; regulation of canonical NF-kappaB signal transduction; positive regulation of JNK cascade
Cellular component (GO): plasma membrane signaling receptor complex
Molecular function (GO): ubiquitin-protein transferase activity; zinc ion binding
Source: RefSeq, a predicted model, not a curated record